GAUUUCAAAAACAAUGAACUGCAUAAGCGUAAAAAUGGAGUGGAUUAUAUUAAUCCAGGAAGCGAAGAUGAAAUGGAAAUAUAUGGAUAUCGUAAAAGUAAAGUAUUUACAGCGAUAACAUGGUUCUUUAUAAUAGCAACUUGCGGUUUUCUUCGUCUUAUUUUUCAUUGGAUGCCCCGUCUAAUGAUUCGGGUAACCCACUCAAAAUGUCCACUCAAAGAAGCCGAAUCUGUUCUGAUAGUCGAAAGAUUUCAAGGAAGACACGCACGAUUUCAUAUCGAAAAAAUUAAGACAAUAACUGCCGCUGAAGUAUCAAAAAAUGCGAUGAAUAGUGAGACAUUAAUCGAUGAUCCAUGGACAGAAAUGGGUAUUGAUGUUAUGGCAAAUCCAACUGGAGUAAAAAUCGUCACCGACGAUUUAAAGUUAUCAAUACAUUUGCACGGCGGCCACUUUAAGCAAGUAUCUUCUGUCUCGAUGUUUAUAUGCAAGAAACUUGUUUAUAUUUGGGAUCCUGAGUGCGAAAAGUUUUCAAAACUUGCUGGUUUGGAUAUUGAUGUCCCUACGUCAAAUUUACAUCAAAUGCCGGGCUUGAGCUUCCAAGAUCAAUUCAUGAGGAACAGUAUUUAUGGGAAUAAUGAAAUAAAAAUCCCCUUGAAAAGUUUUCUUCAUUUACUGUGUCUCGAAGCACUGAGCCCGUUUUAUGUCUUUCAAUUAUUAAGUUUCUGCCUAUGGACCGCCGAUAAUUAUUACUACUACGCUCUAACAAUUAUGACUGUAUCUUUCAUGGGGAUUGUAAUGGCAGUUCACCAAACCCGCCAAAACCAGCAGAAACUGAACUCAACCGUCAACUUAUCCGACGUAGCUGAAGUUUUACGCGACCGAAGGACCGGAAAAACCGAUUCUAUCCCAUCGGACCGAUUGACGCCAGGCGACAUCCUAGUGAUUCCUCACCACGGUUGUCUGAUGCCUUGCGACGCGGUUCUUCUCACAGGGUCUUGCAUUCUCAACGAAUCAAUGCUAACCGGAGAAUCAGUACCAGUGACCAAAAUUCCGAUUCCGUCGUCCCCGGACCUAAUCUACGACGUUAAAGACCACGCACGCCAUACCCUCUUCUGUGGAACCAAAGUUAUCCAAGCCCGUUUCUUUGGCGGAGAAAGAGUUCUUGCGGUAGUGACUCGCACAGGAUUCACCACCAGCAAGGGAGGUCUAGUGCGUUCAAUAAUGUACCCACCGCCAGUGGAUUUCGAAUUCGAACAAGACUCUUAUAAAUUUGUUGGGAUUUUCGCAUGUAUUGCUGUAAUAGGAGCUGUUUACACUGCAGUCACCAAAGCAAUCAACGGAAUACCCGCUGUGGAUAUCAUUUUAGAAGCACUGGAUCUAAUUACAAUCAUGGUUCCUCCAGCGCUUCCUGCUACUAUGACAGUAGGUCGGAUGAUUGCCCAAAAGCGGCUUAAGAACCGGGAAAUUUACUGCACUAGUCCUAGAGCAAUCAAUGUUUCCGGUUCAGUCGACUGCAUUUGCUUCGACAAAACAGGAACGCUCACUGAAGAUGGUCUAGACAUGUGGGGAGUGGUUCCGGUGGUGGGAAAGGAAUUUGGCAAGUCAGUAAGGUCAAUAGUCGCCUUACCUGCAGCCGAAUUGCUGUUUGGUAUGGCUUCGUGCCAUGAAAUAACAACAAUCGACAAAUCAUUGGUUGGAGAUCCUCUAGACUUAAAAAUGUUCGAAUCAACCAAUUGGAGCUUUGAAGAAGCUAAUGUACCAGAUGACACCAAGUUUCAGAUGAUACACCCUCCGGUCGUCCGCCCUAAGGACUCAACUUUGCUAAAAAUUCAGGAUCAAGGGUUACAAAUCGGGAUCGUCAGACGGUACCCUUUUGCAUCAAGCUUGCAACGAAUGAGUGUCAUCACUCGGACUCUCGGUGCCAAGCACUUUGAUUUCUACUGCAAAGGCAGCCCGGAAAUAAUUCAAAGUCUCUCUCGUCCGGAGUCAAUUCCUUCUGAUUUUGCAUCUGUACUUCAAGAAUACACCUCUGAAGGCUACCGUGUGAUCGCUAUCGGACACAAGCCACUUGAUAAAUUAACCUACACCAAAAUUCAGCGCCUAGAUCGCGAAUUCGGUGAAAGGGAUCUUUAUUUUCUGGGUUUUAUAGUCCUUGAGAAUCGUUUAAAGCAAGAAACUGCUCCUGUUAUAAAAGCGCUGAACUGCGCGUCAAUAAAAACCGUGAUGGUUACUGGUGAUAACAUACUCACAGCACUGUCUGUAGCCCGUGAUUGUGACAUGGUGGACCCAAGCGUGCUAGUUAUCACCGUAAAUGCCGUCCAAAUUGGCCAGGAGAAGCCUCGCUUGCAUUUUACACGAAGCAAUCACAGAAUAUCAUCAGUGGCUUCCAAUAGGGGUGAAUUGAACAAAUCUGUGGCAGGUUCAGCAGAGAAUAAUUUAUUUGUAAAUAUUGAUCUCUCUCUUUCCGACGAUAUUUCUCUUUCAGACAAUAAAUACGUCUUUGCAAUUGACGGAAAAGCCUGGGCAAUCAUCAAACAGUUCUACCCGGAGCUGAUUCCGAAGAUUGUAACCCGCGGGAAGAUUUUUGCACGGAUGUCUCCGGAUCAAAAGCAACAGCUGGUCCAAGAAUUGCAAGGUCUUGGAUAUUACGUAGCAAUGGUCGGCGACGGAGCUAAUGACUGCGGUGCUUUGAAAGCCGCUCACAUCGGAAUUUCCCUUUCAGAUACGGAAUCGUCAGUAGCUUCACCGUUCACUAGCAAAGAGACUAACAUUUCUUGCUUGCUGUCUGUGAUUAGAGAAGGUCGCGCUGCUUUGGUCACUUCUUUUGGGAUUUUUAAAUUCAUGGCAACCUAUUCUUUGACCCAAUUCGUCUCGGUCAUGAUUUUGUACUCGAUGGACUUAAAUCUGACUGAUAUUGAGUACUUAUACAUAGAUUUAUUUGUCAUUUCAACUUUUGCGGUGUUCCUACCACUAACCGCUGCGUACAAUGGCCCGCUAGUGAACAAGUCUCCUCCUACUAGCUUAAUUAGCAUGGCGUCAAUAUUCAGCAUCACGACGCAAAUGAUUAUUGUCACUGUUUUCCAAUGGCUGAGCUUUUGGAGUCUCAAACAGUACGAUUGGUACAAGCCGUUUAAUAUUGCAGGGAUUGAAGAUAAAGAUGAUGUUUCUAGUUUUGAAAAUUACACCAUUUUUAUCAUCAGUUCAAUUCAGUAUAUUAUUCUUGCGGCUACCUUUUCAAAAGGACACCCGUAUAGGAAAAGUAUCUUCACCAAUCAUGGACUACUGGCGUCUUUUAUUUUACUGUCACUGUUUUCUACUUAUUUGGCUCUUUGUCCGGUGGAAUGGCUAGUGGAACAGUUUGAGCUGAUGAUGCCGCCGGAUAUGUCCUUCAGAAUGAGCUUAGUUCUGUAUGGCGCGGCUAAUCUUAUUGUUUCGUUGCUAGUUGAGUACUUUGUAAUUGAUUAUUUGAUAACUGGUAAAUUAAACAAUUGUUGUCAAGGUAAUAGAAAGACUAAAAAAAAAUUUUUGGCCCUCGAAGAUGAAAUGGCUAAGAAUAAAAAAUGGCCGCCUUUGACGUAA
Cotesia congregata is the source of this 3579-nucleotide messenger RNA. Lineage: Eukaryota; Metazoa; Arthropoda; Insecta; Hymenoptera; Braconidae. The record is from the annotation of a GenBank genome assembly.